CACGCAAAUGCCAGGAUGCAAUGCCUCUCAUCCUCGAACACGUGUACUCACGAGGGCAGACGCCUCUCACCCUUAAAGAAAGACCGUUGGAUCGAGACAGAUGCGGCGCAUCUGAGGGAACUGCAGUAUAAUUUUGCAAUCCAACUUAUACGAGAUCCGCUAAGCGUUAAACUGCUUCUGCUGAUCGUGGCGCUUCUUAUCGUGUCCCAUCUCCACCGCUUUCUUGGACUCCCACUCCAACCACUCCGACCUUAUAAAAAGGACCGAUCUCUCUUGCUCCCAUUUCCACCGAGAAAGCUAGGGUUUUGCUCAUCCCUUCCCCCUCCCCCCUUCUCUCUCUUUCUGUGGCGUUCGCUUUCGAUCUCUCUGUGCAGAGCUCGGGAUGGAGAGGAUCAGAAGAGCGGCUCAUGCGGGAUCCUGGUACACCAGCAACGUUCACGGGUGUUUCUACUUGGUCCAUCUCACCAUUAUUACACUCCAAGAUGUGCUCUUACUAGAGCCACUGUUUACAGUACGCCUGUAGGAGACUUGCCCAUUGAUUUGGAAGUGAAUGAUGAGCUGCGAGCAACAGGAAAAUUUGAACUUAUGGAUCUUCAUGUGGAUGAAGCGGAGCAUAGCAUGGAGAUGCAUUUGCCUUACAUUGCCAAAGUGUUCCAUGGUUAUCCUGUAAAAAUUGUACCUAUUUUGGUUGGUGCUCUUAACUCAGAAAAUGAAGCCAUGUACGGGAGAUUGCUUGCUAAGUAUGUGGAUGACCCCAAGAACUUCUUUUCUGUGUCAUCAGACUUCUGCCAUUGGGGAUCUAGGUUCAACUACACAUAUUAUGACAAGAAGCAAGGUCCUAUCUACAAGUCCAUUGAGGCCCUGGAUCGUAUGGGUAUGGAAAUCAUUGAGACUGGGGAUCCAGAUGCAUUCAAACAAUAUCUGCAGGAAUAUGAUAACACCAUCUGUGGACGCCAUCCCAUCAGUGUUUUCCUCCAUAUGCUGAGGAACUGCUCGACAAAGAUUAGUAUCGGUUUCGUCCGAUACGAACAAUCAAGCCAGUGCAAAACCAUGCGAGAGAGCAGUGUUAGCUACGCAUCAGCAGCUGCAAAGGUAGAUAGCUGAUGCGGUUGAACCUUUGCAUCUUGAUUCAGUAGACUGUCAGUUGUGUUUAGAAGCAGCUCCACAAUUGCCUGGAAGUUCAUAAAAGCCGCAGUUCUUUACUGUCCGGUUCUCAUGUUGCAAGGCAGAACACAGAGCCCUAAUUCAAAUUAACAAAAAGCUCCCAGAUCAUGUGUAGUUUAUGGAGCAAAUUCUGUUUGCUAUGAUGUGAGUUAUGUUGUCAAGAUCAUGGUACUCAUUGUCUGCACAACCUGGCUCUCUACUUGGAGCCACCUAUUGAACAUUAUAUUCGAUUUACCUCUCCAUGCCAGUCCCUGCUUCUUUUA
Phoenix dactylifera (date palm) is the source of this 1427-nucleotide messenger RNA. Lineage: Eukaryota; Viridiplantae; Streptophyta; Magnoliopsida; Arecales; Arecaceae. The record is from RefSeq and is a predicted model, not a curated record.